Aphanomyces invadans is the source of this 990-nucleotide messenger RNA. RefSeq lists its product as hypothetical. The transcript has a single exon. NCBI's taxonomy places the organism in Eukaryota, Oomycota, Saprolegniomycetes, Saprolegniales, Verrucalvaceae. The record is from RefSeq and is a predicted model, not a curated record. Bases 1 to 990 code for a protein of 329 amino acids.
AUGAGCAUGUGGGAACAGCCCGUGUCGAAACGACCCCUCCCCUCCCUCGCCAGCAUCGACGCCACCAAGAGUGUGCACCAUCCCAUGGAGAACAACUCGCACUCCCAACCGAUCCCCAUUCCUUCCUUCGGCACUUCAGGGAAUGUUCCUCUCCCUUCUCUGUCGAACCACCAACAUCACAGCUUCUCGGCAUCCACUGAAGCCGUACCGCUGGCGCUUCCGAAACUUCGCUCGAUGAGUCUGGGAGAGUACAUGCCGCAAGGUCGACAGCAUCACACGGAGCCUGAAGUCGCUCGAUUCAACAACCCUCAGGAGUUUCAUGUCAAGAACGAAAUCCCGAUCCCUCACAGCUGGACCCCCAACCACAGUCAUUUCCUGAAUCAACGGCAACCACUGAUAUCGCAUCCUCAGUCGGAAUUCUCGUUGUCGCGCAGCUGGACCACCAAUAGUGCCGCUCCUCACCUCAUGCCCCGGUAUUCUUCCAGCUCUAGCACGGCCGCGUCCAGCUGGAGUCCUUCCCCCACUGCCCUUCAGCAAAUGAGCCUGAACAACAACUCGUCGUCGUCUGACGAUGACGAACAACCCGAUGAAGAGAGCGACCCUCUGAACAGGGGCUCCACCCGCGUUUGUCGUACCAAGUCUUGCAAGAAUGUUGCGCGCUCCAAAGGCCUGUGUCGCUCGCAUGGUGGCGGCAAGCGGUGCACCGAGCCAGGUUGCAGCAAAAGCGCCCAGGCGAAUAAAAAGUGCAUUGCCCAUGGUGGUGGGACUCCGUGCUCGUUUGAAAACUGCGACAAGACCUCUCAAAGUCGGGGUUUAUGCAAGGCCCAUGGCGGCGGCGCCAGGUGUAAGUACCCUAGCUGCCCCAAGAGCAGUCAAAGCCGUGGUUUCUGCCGUGGGCACGGCGGCGGCGUGCGGUGCAAGGCGGAUGGAUGCGAAAAAUGGGUGCAGAAGAACGGGUUUUGCAUCAAGCACGGCCGUGAACAGCCUUGA